AUGUCACAAAAGAACGGUAUCGCCACGCUUCUGAAGGCUGAAAAGGAAGCCCAUGAAAUAGUAACAGAGGCUAGAAAAUAUAGACAAGAAAAGAUCAAGCAAGCCAAGCUUGAUGCUUCCAAAGAGAUAGAGAACUACAAAGCAAAGAAGGAACAAGAAUUGAAGGAUUUCGAGAGUAACAACGCAGGUGGUGUACAAGAACUCGAGAAGAAAGCCGAUGCCGAGGUCCAAUCUGAACUUGACGAGAUUAAGAAGACCGUCGAAUCGAAGAAGAAACAGGUUGUGGAUUUGCUGCUAGAAGCAGUUACAAAACCAACCACGGAAGUCCACAUCAAUGCCAACUGA
Messenger RNA from Nakaseomyces glabratus, 345 nucleotides. RefSeq names its product H(+)-transporting V1 sector ATPase subunit G (gene VMA10). Gene Ontology annotation, cellular component: vacuolar proton-transporting V-type ATPase complex. Gene Ontology annotation, molecular function: proton-transporting ATPase activity, rotational mechanism. Gene Ontology annotation, biological process: proton transmembrane transport. NCBI's taxonomy places the organism in Eukaryota, Fungi, Ascomycota, Saccharomycetes, Saccharomycetales, Saccharomycetaceae. The record is from RefSeq and is a predicted model, not a curated record.